AUGGAACCCCAGAAGCUGCUGAGCCUUGGAUUUCUGCUGUGCUCUCUGACUUGCCUCUUGUUGGAGGUGGUAGCCUCCUCUCCUUCACGUUUAUCUGCUUUGAGUAUACAAGAGAAAGCAGGAUCGAAGCCACACUCAAGGGAUGACUAUAGGGCCUGGCCGAGCAACUUCAGGGAUUACUUGUGGGAUCUCAUCAAGAGCUCUAUACCUCCAGCAGCCAUUUUUGCUUUUCUUAUCUCCACAGCACUAAUGGGGACCCUCUGCUGCCUCACGUAA
This is a messenger RNA of Propithecus coquereli (Coquerel's sifaka), 276 nucleotides long. RefSeq names its product small integral membrane protein 9 (gene SMIM9). The record is from RefSeq and is a predicted model, not a curated record. NCBI's taxonomy places the organism in Eukaryota, Metazoa, Chordata, Mammalia, Primates, Indriidae. The transcript has 2 exons. Bases 1 to 276 code for a protein of 91 amino acids.